This is a messenger RNA of Liolophura sinensis, 6969 nucleotides long. RefSeq names its product GATOR1 complex protein DEPDC5-like. Gene Ontology annotation, molecular function: GTPase activator activity. Gene Ontology annotation, biological process: positive regulation of autophagy; cellular response to amino acid starvation; intracellular signal transduction. NCBI's taxonomy places the organism in Eukaryota, Metazoa, Mollusca, Polyplacophora, Chitonida, Chitonidae. Gene Ontology annotation, cellular component: lysosomal membrane; GATOR1 complex. The record is from RefSeq and is a predicted model, not a curated record.
AAACACGGUGAUGUCGUCUGCAACCUUGUAAAUGAUUGUGUCGUUCCAGUCGUGGUGACCUUUAGCAUUGUGCUAGUCUAACGCAAUGACUGCUUUCAAAGAAUCUUGGGUGUACAUAUGGCUUUGACAAAUCAAUCAAACAUGAAAACAUACAAACUUUGGCUGCAUCAAAAGUCUCGGACCUCAGAUCCGAAUGUGGAUAUUGUGAUAAACCCAAAGGAGUUCCCUGGAUUGAAGGCCAAGGAUAUCCUGGAGAUUUACCACCCAGAUGAGGAGUAUAGUCGCCUGCUGCUACAGUUUGAAGAGUUGAAUGAUGAGCAGAAGCAAAUUAAUCAAAAAGAGACAGUCAGUAUUGACCAGUCUAUCGCCACUGCCUUCCAGCUGCGAAUGUACAAAGAUGUCUAUGUCCAGAAAGUUAACCCACAGGAUGUUACCCUGGACCUGGUGGAGCUCCUGUUUAAGGAGCAGUACUACAGUCGAAGUGAUAUGUGGAGGAUGAGGAAGAGUCUGGUGAACACUUGUGCAUAUUUGACCAAAAAAGUGGCAUUUGCCGACAUGAGAGCACAGGUCAAUGAACUUUGGGCGAAAGGAGAGAAGGUGACGUGUGGUGUGGUUUCUGAGGACACUAGGAUCGUGUUCCGUUCCCCAACAGCUGUAGUCAGCAUUUUCAUACAGAUGAGCUCAGAAAUGUGGGAAUUUGACAACUAUGGUGAUCUGUAUUUUGAAAAAGCUGUGGAUGGAUUUUUGAAAGACCUGUUUGCAAAAUGGAAGGAGCAGAAUUGUUUACAUGAUGUCACAAUAGUGCUGUUUUCAAGAACAUUCUUUGAUGCCAAAUCAAGAGAUGAGUUCCCAAGGUCAAUGAGAGAUUGUGUACAGCAGGACUAUAGAGGGCGCUUUUAUGAGGACUAUUACAGGGUAGUGAUUCAGAAUGAGAGGUAUGAAGACUGGACCAGUACACUUGUUCGACUGAAGACACUCUUCAACGAGUACCCACAACGAGUCCUGCAUUACCACGAAAACAGGGGAGAUAACCAGAAGGUCCCCACAGCCCACAACUCGACAGCCGCACAAGGCAACUUCCUGGAAACCUUGAACAUGGCGCUUAACUUGUUUGAGAAGUGGUACAUAGACCGUAACUUUGACAGAACGGGGAAGGUGGCUGUGGUGAUCACCCCGGGGGCAGGAGUAUUUGAAGUGGACAGAGAACUGUGCAACAUUACGAAGCAGAGGACCAUCGACUGUGGUGUUGGCAGUGACCUGGUUUGUGUUGGAGAACAACCCCUCCAUGCUGUCCCACUGUUUAGGUUUCACAACAAAAACCCUAAUCAAAGGAUGCAGGACAUGGGAGAUGAUUACAACAUUCCACAUUGGAUGAACCACAGUUUCUACACAUCAAGAAGCCAAGUCCAGUGUUUGGCCAACUCCACAUUUGUACCCAGGAUUAAACCUCCACCUGAAGUGAAAGAAGCUUUGCUGAGGGGUAAAUCCAAGGAACAACCCAAGUGCAAAAAGAAGAAAGAAGCAGACAAGAUAUUUUCGAGCCCUCCUUACAUUAAUGAGAACGAAGAGAAUUUUCAGUUCAUAGACUACGAUGAGUAUGAUGCCCAGGUGUUUAAGAUCCCAUCACGACCAAUGAGGAGAGGGGGCUUCCACAACUGGACCACAGGAUCUAAUCUCUGCACAGCUUCCACCAUCAGAAAACAGCCCAAAACAUUAGCUGAGGCGAAAAAACAGCGGCAACCUCGAGACCGGCACAUUUCCGACAACUUCUCGGACCGCCAGCGCGCGAUGUCAGAGGAGAAGCACUCACCAACAGCCGCCAUAGGUAUCCCUCAUCGCCACGAUAGUAGAGAAAGUGCGUCGAGUUCUGUAGGAUGUUAUCCUAUACUAGGGAAGACAAACAGCAAAGACUCUUUGGUGUCGUCGGAAAGUGAGGAGAGCUUCCUGUGUCGACCAAUCGUAGGGAGCGCUGGCUCUCCUGUUGGCCACACAAGCAGGACGUCACUGAUCAACUAUCGACCAAACAGAGCCCUGAUCAACCCCUUCGCUCCAUCCAGGAUGCAGUUUAAGAUGACGUCUAACAGACGCCGCUGGGUGCAUGCCUUCCCCAUUGAUCCCCGGGGAGCCUCUGUUCAGACCCACCAUGUCCAUAUGUCAGGGGGAACGGUCGAGUCAGACGAACUGGGCACCUCACCUCCCACACGCGAGGCUGUUCAGGCUGCACAGAUAGCUGUGGAAGCAAGAAAGGUUAUGUCUGCAAGUCAGGAAGGGGAGAUAACUGACAACUACACAGGGUCAAUGUCUCCUACAAGCCAGAGUUAUGUCAGCUCUUUGAAAGGGGUAUCAAGUGGAGAUAACUUAGUGGCAAGUGGUGAAAUGCCAGGGUUAUCUCCCUCUAACAGCCAGGUGACCUUUGAACUUCCAGGAGUUGCCAGUACAACCAGUGUGUCCAGUUUGACAUCAGGAUUUGACUCCGCCACAAAGCUGACAUUCCCUAUGAUGAAAGGACCUCGUGACAACCUAACAGACAUAUCAGAUAACAGAGCCUGGCUCUGGGGACCCACUGGAGAGCAGGAAUGGAGCCCAGAUAUCACCACAGGAUUGGACUGGCGGCCACUGGAGGCUCAUGAAAUGUCGUUCGGAGACUCACAACUCGUCAAGCCCAUAUUGACAGCACGCCUCAACACUCAGAGUUUCUGCGCUACAAUAAGUGUAGACUGGAAGUCUAUCGUGAUGCCUGCGUCUCUGCCCAUCAGCACUGACUACUUUCCUGACAAGCGCAGCCUGCACAACGACUAUGUUCAGAAUGACUACACCCUCCUCCCGGAUGAUGUCAACGCUGAUUACUGGAUGAGACCGCCCUCCACAGAUGGGGACAGGUUCUACCGUCGCCAGCCGCUGACUACUGAACAGGUUUUUGAGGAGCUCAUCUCACAGAGGCUUGCUCAGGGAUUCCAGUUAAUUCUGAUGCCUAAAGCUUCGCCAGGGUCCUCGUCGGUCAGCAGUGUGCUAAGCUCAAGCCCUCAGUAUCAUGGCAGUGCCAGCAAGAUACGAUCCUCUACAACUCAGGAUCACUCUGAGGAGUAUUAUUUGAGUAUAGGGCGAAUCUUCCACCGUCUGACACUAACUCAGCAUCGCAUCACUGUCACCAGAUACAGGCCCAGGCACCCUCAGCCCCAGCUGUACUACAAAUACCAGUACAGAUUCCAGGCACCUGACUCAUUCAACUACGACGUCUCAUGGACCAAGUUCAGCAACGAGAAGCUGGAGAAUUACAACUGGAACUACCUGGACCAGUACAUCUGUACCCGAGGAGAGGGUGACUAUGGACUCAUGGAGUCGCUGAAGUUUUGGAGGAGCCGUUUUCUCCUCCUGCCUUGUGUCAACCCAGCCACCAAAAAGAUCAUUGAUGGCCACAAAUAUUGUGAUAUUUAUGAAGAGAAGACUCACCAUGAACUCAAACAGCUUAUCGAGGGAUUCCUACGAUGCUUGGAAAUCCUAAACAACAUCAAACGGACAGCAUCCACGAGACGAACCAAAGGGCAGCAGCCAAAGACAGCCCCCUCUACCCCUGUAAAAGGCGCUUCCACCCCACAGUCUGGUGGCACUAAAACAGAACUGUUCCCAGAGGAACGGUCCAAAGAGGUUAGAGAAGGUGCAAAGGGUAGCCAGCCUUCAGAGGGGGGAACCAGAUCACCUGCUGAAGUUAAAAAGUUACCCAAUCCCCCGUCUCCUCUCAUCUCCCAAAUAUCCACAGAGGUGGCCUCGGUUACCAUGGGUUACUCCGAGGGUCAGGGGUCGCAUAGAGCUGGUGACUCUAGAGGGCUGUCCCCUGAGCCAGUGACGGGCCUCAGUGUGAUGUCACCCAGUCAGGAUAUCAUAGACGCCAUGAUGGAUCCAAAUGAAGGUUUCCAGUUCUUGACAAACCCUGGGUUGCCUCCCCUGUGCUUUGUGUCAGCAGAGGGAGUUCACUGGUGCCUUGCGCAUAUCAGGGGAGUUAACUCUCCUAGUCAGGGUAUCCAGCUUAUUCAGAAAUUGAUGAAUGAGAAGUAUAUUGGCCACGCCUCCAGAAAUUCCCGGCACAGAUUUAUCUACGGCUUCUAUCUCUAUGUUAUUUUCCAAAAGGAGUCACAAGACAAGUCCAGAUCUAGUGGAGACCUCGACAGUCAGUUCAGCUCUCAUUUCUCCAUCGAGUGGUGUGAGGUAGCUGUGGACCCUGUGGACCCCUUCCCCCCACUUCUGGGGCAGGAGGCUAUCAACUCCCAGAGCCUGGAAGACCACAGAGAUAAGAGGAAGAUGUCGGGAAGUCUGCCCUCAUCGCUGGAGGACUGGAGAUCACAGAGCGGAUUACCGGCACACGACCUCACUGCAGGAUCUGUUUACCACAAGUUUGUGAACGUAGAUGUGGACCCGAUGUCCAAGGUGAACAGGCCAGAGUGGGCCACAGCCAGAUACCACGCUAAUUACAGUCCUACCUGUGCCUUUGAACUUCAGGUGCAAUGGAUGGUUGCCACAGGCACUGUGCUAGGAGAACUGGUGUACAGCUGGGCGAGAAAAGCAAGCUCAUGUGGCUUCCACCUUCUGCCUGUGCCCGUUGACCCCUUUGACCUGCCCUACACCCCUAACUCUGACCCACUGAGAGGCCCCACUUUUGUUCCCCUCAGAAUGGAGUGCUUAGUAAAGGAAGGCAUGGAGAAGAUAUUUGAAGGCUGUGAUGAUGAUGAAAGAGCAGAAAGAUUACUCCAUUUCCAAGAGACCAUACUGAAGAGGUUUGGGUUCAUGCAGAGUGGUGUUCGCCUGCCCAAUGUGCAAACAUACAAGGACUUUGAGGACACUCAGCAUCACUUCACGCACUGUACUGGCGGCAUGUUUGUCCUCAUCCCGGACACACGAGCCAUCCCUUCCCAAGAUUCCUCAUACAACCCGUCGUACGCUCAGAAAGCCUCGCUGCUGCACCAUGACUACAUCGCCCGUCAGACGAGCAGGACAGACACACCCUCCAGCCAGGCUGAGCAGGUGAGCACAGACGAGCGUACUCAACAUAUAGGAUUCCUGUGGAGCUGGAACUUCAUGUCUACCAAACGAUGGCGAUCUCCAAACACUGGGGAUGAAGUCUACCAGGACAAAAUGCUGGAAGAUUUCCGUAAUUUUACCUCCAAUUCAGAAGAACGACUUGUAAACUUCUGGAAGGAAUAUAGGGAAAUUAACUUCCCACAUUUAUGGGGACAGUUCUCCUGUGCCCCAGCCCCAGUCCAGUCUAGCUAAACAUCACACAUGGAUAUUGUUAACUAACAUUUUCUGGCUCACGAUGUCAUAAGGGAGUUGACUUUUGGAGGUAAUGUUUUAAAGAAAAAUUAAUUUAUUAUGUUUUGGAUAUGUUGAAUUUUAGAAUUUGUUCAGAACCUUUGACUGGUGUUUAUACUUGAGAUUUUUUAUGUUGAUUCAAGUGUAGGCAGAUUUGAACCACUAUCCAUGAACCUGACUUGUCAUUGUGUGUGUUAAAAAUUGUUGAGUAUAUUUUUUAACAACAGUCAAGUAAAUGAAUACUCACUGAAACAAAUGGUGUUGGAAUUCAUGAUUUAUUUUAUGAAAUUAUGAAGUCAUGGAAAUGUGAAGUAGUGAUCAGUAUCUUGAUGAAAAGCAUCAGUCAUGCAGAUGAUUCAUUAUGUAAAUAGAAGUGUGAAAAUCAGCAUUGGACAUUGUUCAUUUUGUGGUCAGUAGUCAUGUUUACAUUGAUUACUAUUAUUGAGUUGUUUAAUAAAUUACACGUUGAAUGUAGGCUAAAGAUGGAGGAUAGUCUAGGAUUUGCAGAUAUGUAAAUAUAGAGAAGUGUGAACAUUGAAAUAAGAUUUAAUAGUUUGCCUUCCCAAAAGAAAAAAAAUGAAAACCAUCAAGUUUUGCUUUAUUACAGUGCUUUCAUUAAAAUGAAAUUGGGUGUAGCCUAUUGCAGAAGUUAGGGGAAACACUUAUCCUCAGCCUGGAUUUGGGUGUUUCACAUAGCUGAAAACUCAAAGCCAUGCAGGUAACUACAGAAGAAAUAUACAUACAUCCCCAUGUAAAUAUACUGACGGUAAUGUAAUCAUUGAUGCAUGUUGUUAAAUCAUGUAAUUAAGCUUUUAUUUAAUGAAUGUUGACAUUAAUAUACCUGUAUAAAUUGUAUAAUGUUAUACACAUAUUUCUGUUUCACUUAAUUUAUGUUUUUAGCAUGUACAGUUACAUGUGUGAUAUACAUGUACCUAUAGAUGAUAGAUAUCAGAAUUUGUCAUCAUGUAGCAGGUGGUGCAAUGAGCCACUCGCAAAUUGUUCUGUUUUAUCCAUGUAUAUGGCAACCAAUCAGUAUUACUGUACAUCUAAUUAUCAAAGUGCUCAGAACAUGGAAGUAGAAUAGAUUCUACCUUGGAAUUGCUGUAGCAAAUGAAGGUUGCCAGAAUUAUUCAGUUGUGUCUCCAUUUUGGAUGAGAGGACAUUGAUACAUGUGUCAUCGUAGCAUCAUUAAGGUUUGAUGUUUUGAUGAUACAGCUUUCACUACAGUGCAGUUUGGCAUCACCCCACUAACCCAAACAUCUGUAACAUUAGGUGAGCAUUGGCCAGACCUCUUUUCCUUCAUCUGUUAGCAUUUUGAGGCCUCUGCUUGCACAUUAUAAGGGCUUGAAAUUCUGCUGUACGUUGAAAUGCGUCUUUGACAUCAUUUCCGAAAAUUUUUGUCCAGUGAUAGAAAGUAUGUAGAAAAGAGAGGGUUAGGAUCAUACUGUGAGAGCUGUAUUAUAGUUCCCAUUACAUUCUACAAAACCCUUAAUCUGACAAAUUUUACAAAACUGUGAAGAAAUAGGAAUAUUCCUUAUUUUGUAGACACUCAGGCCAAUAGAAAUUGCUAGAGUGUGAUAAUUUGCAUCAUGUUGCCACGACAUCACGUCAACUCCUAUGAUGUCAUUAAAAUCUACUCGAAGUCCUGACAGUAAUGACUUAACU